Molecule: messenger RNA, 498 nt
Organism: Eucalyptus grandis
Lineage: Eukaryota; Viridiplantae; Streptophyta; Magnoliopsida; Myrtales; Myrtaceae
Product: glycosyltransferase BC10-like
Exons: 7
Coding region: 1-498 (165 amino acids)
Cellular component (GO): membrane
Molecular function (GO): glycosyltransferase activity
Source: RefSeq, a predicted model, not a curated record
AUGAGCUGUGUGCCUUUGCAUACUUUUUAUCUCAUGCACACAAAUAUCAGCUACGUUGAUUGCUUCUUGGAUCCAGGUCGAUAUGGGAAUGGCAGAUACUCAAAACAGAUGUUACCUGAAGUCAAGAAGAUAAAUUUCCGGAAAGGUGCCCAGUGGUUCACAAUGAAGCGGCAGCAUGCUUUAAUUCUUGUGGCGGACAGUCUAUAUUACUCGAAAUUCAGGGACCAUUCUCAGCCAGGUUUGGAUGGUAAAGGCUGCAUUGCUGAUGAACACUACAUUCCAACCUUUCUCAAUGUCAGCAUCCUCAUCUGUGUUACAACUUCAUCAAUUGAUGUGAGCAUACAUGAAACGAGUGACAAUAAGCGAUUGCGGACUUAUUGUCGCAAAGUAUCGGAGUUGCUUCCAUUUGUGCUUCUCCAAUGUCUUCUAGAAUUCUUCGUAGCCAUAUUGCUUGACUGGCGGUCAUUGCAGCUACGAUAUAUUCAGCUUCUGCAGUAG